This is a messenger RNA of Oncorhynchus nerka (sockeye salmon), 1447 nucleotides long. Its product is annotated as XK-related protein 6-like. Gene Ontology annotation, cellular component: plasma membrane. The record is from RefSeq and is a predicted model, not a curated record. The transcript is spliced from 2 exons. Gene Ontology annotation, biological process: engulfment of apoptotic cell; apoptotic process involved in development; phosphatidylserine exposure on apoptotic cell surface. The coding region runs from base 160 to 1443 and encodes 427 amino acids. Lineage: Eukaryota; Metazoa; Chordata; Actinopteri; Salmoniformes; Salmonidae.
ACGGUAUCCAUGAUGGUAUUCUGUGUCAGCUAGCGAUAUUCAAAAAAUAAAUAUUUUUCACGUAAAAAAUUUCCACAAAAUAUUUCCCCCCCAACUAUACUUAAUCUCCCCUCUUCUUUCCUUCUUUCCUUCCUUUCUCUCUCUUUCUCUCCACGUCCCAUGAUCCAGAGGAACCGGGCCGAGACCCUGCAAUGUAAGAAGAAUAGGGGUUCCACAGGGCUCUGUGUUGUGUUAAAUAUCUUUCUCUCUCUUUCUCUCCACGUCUCCUCUGUCAGGUACAUUCGUACCAUGUAUCUGGGCAUCCAGAGUCAUCGUCGGAAGGAGAACCAGAGGAGGUUCUACUGGGCCAUGAUGUAUGAGUACGCUGACGUCAACAUGCUACGUCUGCUGGAGACCUUCCUGGAGUCAGCUCCUCAGCUGGUCCUGCAGCUCUGUAUCAUGAUCCAGAGGAACCGGGCCGAGACCCUGCAAUGUAUGUCUGUGCUUGCCUCUCUGCUGUCUCUGUCCUGGGUGCUGGCCUCCUAUCACAAGCUCCUGCGUGACUCCCGUGACGACAAGAAGAGUCUGAGCUACCGUGGGGCCCUGGUACACCUGUUCUGGCGUCUCUUCACCAUCUCUUCCCGGGUCCUCUCCUUCGCCCUGUUCGCCUCAGUGUUCCAUCUCUACUUCGGCAUCUUCGUGGUGCUGCACUGGUGUGCCAUGGCCUUCUGGGUAAUCCACGGUGGCACCGACUUCUGCAUGUCCAAGUGGGAGGAGAUUCUGUUUAACAUGGUUGUGGGCGUGGUCUAUGUGUUCUGCUGGUUCAACGUGAGAGAGGGUCGGACGCGCUACCGUAUGGUCACCUACUACACCGUGGUGCUGCUGGAGAACGCCGUGCUCACCGCGCUCUGGUACGCCUACCGUGACCCCGCCACCACCGACGCCUACGCCGGCUCCGCCCUCUGCAGCGUCUUCCUGUGCUUCGCCUCGGGCGUGGCCUGCAUGGUGCUGUAUUACGGGGUGCUGCACCCCAUGGGCCCAGGGCUCCGGGUCCUGGCCUCCUCCUGCUGCGCUGAACUGCUGUGGGGGCUCCCCCUGCCCCCUGAGGCCGAACCCAUGGCCCCCACCCCGGGUCCCAGAGGCUCCCAGGCCACCCCGACACGGGCCAUGGCCGGGGACUAUGAAGGAGAGUAUGAAGCGGCUACGGACACCUGUCUGCCUGUGUUCCAGGUGAGGUCCACAGAGCCGAUGGACGCGGCCGGGAGACCCAUCCGGCCAGAGGGGCCCCUCAUAAAGAUAGACAUGCCCAGAAAGCGCUACCCGGCCUGGGACGCACACUUUGUGGACCGGCGACUGCGCAGGACCAUAAACGUACUGCAGUACAUCAGCCCCAACGCGGUGGGCAUCAGGUAUAGGGAUGGACCUCUUCUCUAUGAGUUACUGCAGUACGAGUCCUCUCUCUGAAGGA